Rhododendron vialii is the source of this 1017-nucleotide messenger RNA. RefSeq lists its product as uncharacterized. The coding region runs from base 224 to 580 and encodes 118 amino acids. The record is from RefSeq and is a predicted model, not a curated record. The transcript is spliced from 2 exons. Lineage: Eukaryota; Viridiplantae; Streptophyta; Magnoliopsida; Ericales; Ericaceae.
UACUAGUACUAUCCGGAUCAAAACUGCUUCUUUAAAAACCAACAGUACACACUACACACCCUUCCAAGUUCCAACCAAAGGAAAGGGAAGAAGUAUCAAAACCCAUAUCACAGUGUUCCCAAACAAACCAGUAGUGAAGCCACACACAUUCUUUAACCAAUUUCCCUUCAAAUUCUUCUACAAAACUAAACCACUGCUAGUGCCUGUCCGAGCAGGAGAAAGGAUGUCUGCUCAUGGGCUCCUCUUCUCUCUCUUCCUUCUGCUCUUCUUCGGUCUCAAUGCAGUAACCCAUUCCCUUGCAAAUGCUGGGGUGGUGCCGGAAAAAGGGACGGCGGAGAUGAAGCCGGCGGCGGCGGAGACGAGGGUUAUGAUGGUGGAUGUGAAUGAGAUUAGUAGUAGGAGGGGGUUGGGGGGGAGCUUCCAGAUCUGUGCGCUGUGCACUUGCUGUGGUGGGGCCCAAGGCUACUGCCUGCCUUCCCCUUGUUGCUAUGCCAUCAACUGCAACAUUCCAAACAGGCCCUUUGGCUUCUGUGCUUUUACCCCCAAGACCUGCAAUUGCUUUGGUUGCUCCAAUCUCUAAAGAUUAUAGUAAAACUCACUCACUCUCUCUCUCUCUCUCUCUCUCUCUCUCAUUACUAUUAUUUAAUCUUCUUUAGGGUUUCUUGAUUCUGUUUAGUGAGCAUUAGUGUGUGUGGGAACAUUGGGAAGAAUAUCUGCUGUUGUGUGAUUUGUUUAUGUAAUUACUUGGGAACUGCUAUUUCCAGGUAUAUUCUUGCUACUUUCAGUGGGAUUUGUCUUGCUGGGCAUGAGGGUCAGAUCUGUUUUGGAAGUAGCAAAAGUUUGCCUGGGGAAGGUAGGAAUCCAAAACCAUUUAAGGAGUUUGUUAGGACUGGAAUGAAGGUGCGGAAACAUUUAUCCUUAUCCUUCCCAAAGGAGGAGGGCAAUGAGGUCAUUUUAUUGUUUUAGAGAGUGACAAGUAAACAUGCAGAGUGUGAAUAUGAAUUUCCUUUGGUAGUA